Molecule: messenger RNA, 1893 nt
Organism: Candidula unifasciata
Lineage: Eukaryota; Metazoa; Mollusca; Gastropoda; Stylommatophora; Geomitridae
Source: the annotation of a GenBank genome assembly
AUGGCGCGCUACAAGAACAUGUGCACCUAUUUACGGAGAACACUAUGUUUGAGAAGAGUGUUAAUUUCUUCUGCACUGACGCUAUCAUCGUGUGCUUUAGUUUUAUUUUGGAGCCAAUCAUACCGAGGAUUCGGUCUGUGGUCCGACACAAGAAACCAGGGGCAGACCACAGCCGACUACUUCACAGCAGCAGAACUACUCAGCCAACAGGAGCAGCAGCUAUCUUCUGAAGACGAGCUGAUCCGUGUCGUCGACAAACUGGACCAACAGGAGCACCAGCUGUCCUCUCAAAACGAGCUGAUCCGUACCGUGGACAAACUGGACCAACAACAGGAGCACCAGCUGACUUCUCAAGACAAGCUGAUCCGUGUCGUCGGCAAACUGGAUCAACAGGAGCACCAGCUGUCUUCUCAAGACGAGCUGAUCCGUGCCGUGGACAAACUGGACCAACAACAGGAGCACCAGCUGUCUUCUCAAGACGAGCUGAUCCGUGCCGUGGACAAACUGGACCAACAACAGGAGCACCAGCUGUCUUCUCAAGACAAGUUGAUCCGUGCCGUGGACAAACUUCCCUUUAGGACAAUGACCCCAUCACUCUUAUUGCUGGAGGACUUGUACUUCAACCCGAGCCUGCAACAGCUUGUAGAAUACAACAACCCAGUGCUCCACCAGCCUCAGAUCAACUGUAGCCAGUCCACACUUCUGAUCCUAGUUCCCUCACACCCGAGGUCUGUGGCUGAGAGACGGGCCAUCAGAGAAACCUGGGGCUCAGUGGCGCGUGGCAGGCACUGGCCAGGUAAAGGUGACAAUUUUGGAGUGAUACUCGUUUUUGUGUUGGGUGUUGCUGAAGCUCAAGAAUUCCAGCCUGAAAACAUACAACGUGCAAAAAGUGUACUCAGACAAGACGUCGACGCACUCAGGUCCAACACAGAUUCCUAUUUCACUGAAAGCACAGACAGAACAUUUUUUGAUAGAACAAGCAACACAAGUUCAAUAUUAAUGAAAAAAGACAGCAUCAUAAAUUUGGUUUAUGAAAAAGCUGGCGAUGCAAACAAGGAGACUUUGGAUAAUAUGGCUUAUGUCCUGGGCAUGAAGACAGUUCACAAUAACAGACUGCGACACAGCCUCAAAAUGUGGAGAAACCACUUUAUCACCGAACAGUCCAGUCAGGCGAAGAAGCCCACUAUGGAAGGGGGUAUCAACGCCUUGUUAUUAAGGUCAGACAAGUCCAUACACAAAACAUCCACCACCCCACACAUGCCGACCACACCAUAUUCCCACAACGAUGCUAAUCUUUUAGAAGAGAUUUUUUCAUUUGGUGACAUUUUACAAUUCGAUAUGAUUGAUACAUACGCAAAUCUAACUCGAAAAAUGAUCAUAUCUUUACAGUUGUUGUUGAAAACAUGUUCCGGUGUGAAGUUUAUUCUGAAGGUUGACCCAGAUAUUUUUGUCAAUGUUCCACUUUUAGCAACAUUUCUCGGUCGUCAUGGAGACAAGAAUUCCGUUUAUGGGCGCAUUUAUCCUAACUCUGCGGUAGAAAGGACGGGCAAAUGGGCGGUGGCCAAAAGCGCCCUGCCCAUAUCCAGAUACCCUAUCUACGCGGCAGGCAACGCCUAUGUCAUGUCUGCAGAUGCCGCGGAGAAGAUUGUCGGACUGGCUUCUCGUUUUCCAUAUAUUCUCGUGGAAGAUGCUUUCAUCACCGGGAUCCUGGCAUCUGUAGGUCGAAUUAACCGAGUUAACGUGGCUGGGUUCACAAAAUGGACCGAGCCUAAGCCGGACGCAUGCGACUUUGUCACUGAUAAGAUUUACGUGGGUAAUAAUUUCACCGAGUACGACCAUCGUCUCUACUGGAGGGAAAUAAUUGAUAGAGGAGGUUAUCGGUGUGACGUGUGA